AUGCGAUGGCUGGCUUUCAUUGUGGGAAGUAGCGGGUUGGCGCCAACGCGUGCUGUGGCGGAUUUGGGAUUGGUGGUGGCUCCGGAGUUGUCGGAUGCACGUGCUUUGUAUACGGGGCUGAAUUUGAUUUUUGAGACGCAUCGUUUGUUUGGUGAAAGUUUCCCAAAAAAUGCGCAGGAACAUGCACGGACCUACGGUGUUAGAGUAGGCACGCAUCGGCUCAUGGAGGCACUGGACGGGAUUGAGGUUUUACCGACGGCACCGGGUGACGAGGAGUUGCACGCAGAAGAGUUGACGCGUUCGGUAUUGAUAGCGCGCGUGCUGGGAGAGAUCGUGAGUUCAGCAGAGGCGAAUCGGCGUGUCGUACUCGGUCGAUCUAGUCGGCAGGUACUUGCAGCCGCAGCCUUCUCUGCCUACUUCCUUCACAUGACUCCCGACCAUAUGGCCCGUCUUACGCAGUUUGUUGAGUACACUCUCAAUAAACUCGUCGAACUCAAUCUCUUCCUCCUACUCACUGCCGAUCGGGGCGGACCCGUACAAGAUCUACACAGCCUCAGUGCCAUCCCAGCCACCAUCACCUGCGACUGGUGGGACCUCUACAAACCUGUCGCACAUAUUCAACGUCUCCUCGCACCAGACGCGAAAUUCGAGAACAUCUUUGAGAACCUCAGGUCCCCACCCAGACCCAGUAAGCAUGAGGCAUGGCGGACUGGGAAGAAAGAGCAGGCGGCAGCUGGGGAUGUCGGGGGAACAGGGCAGUCGAGGGAACCGGCAUUUUCUCAGGGCGCACUAAUGUGUACGACAACAACAGCCGACGGGCCCCCACGGAUGAGGAGGCAGACAAGUUCAUAA
Gregarina niphandrodes is the source of this 852-nucleotide messenger RNA. RefSeq lists its product as hypothetical. The record is from RefSeq and is a predicted model, not a curated record. NCBI's taxonomy places the organism in Eukaryota, Apicomplexa, Conoidasida, Eugregarinorida, Gregarinidae. The coding region runs from base 1 to 852 and encodes 283 amino acids. The transcript has a single exon.